CUCCGCCGGCGGAUCAUCACUCUCGGGCUGGGAUGGACGCGGGGCGGGCGGGCUCUGGCGCGCGGAGCCAGGAGUCCGGGCCUCCCGGCUGCUGAGCGUCCCCCGAAGACUACUCCCACCCCCGCCUUCCCUCUUAGGAGCCGCGUCGACCUCUGCCUCGAGGCUCCGGACUCGGCUCCCGCCCUCCUCAGACUCCCCGGACCUCCCCCUCCCGCCCGCCCUCGGGAUCGACUAGAUCCCUCCCCCUCCCCGAGGAUUCCGGCUGGAUCCCUGCCCCUGCACCGCGGAUCCUGCGCUCUGGGGCCCCGGGCCCCUGGGGAUUGCCGUGGACUCCUCCUCCAGCAUCCGAUCCCUUAGGAUCCUCCGCCUGGACCGCCUUCUGGUCCCUCGAAGCGGGCCCACGGAGCCAGUGGAUCUCCAAUCCAGUCCUGUCCCGUUGCUCCCUCCUUGCUCUUCCGUGCCCACUGCGGGGUUCCCUGUUCUCGGGCUCCCCCUGAUCCCAUCCCCUAGCUCUCCUUUUCCCGGGGAUCGACUGGAUCCCGGCCCCGCCCCCCGGGGCUGGGGCGAUCCCCCUCCCCCGCCGGGUGAGGCGCUGCGGGCGGGGGCUGGGCCUGCGGGGCCGCGGGGGCUCAGAGGCCGCCGCCCCCCUCUCGAAGCCCGUCCGCCCCCCACUCGGAGCCCUGGAUGGAGGCACCACGGCCCCAGGGCUGAGCCAGUUCUUGGGCGUGCCCUACGCUACACCGCCCCUGGGCGCCCGCCGAUUCCAGCCUCCUGAGGCACCCGCCUCCUGGCCCGGGGUGCGCAACGCCACCACCCUGCCGCCCGCCUGCCCGCAGAACCUGCACGGGGCGCUGCCGGCCAUCAUGCUGCCUGUGUGGUUCACCGACAACUUGGAGGCGGCCGCCACCUACGUGCAGAACCAGAGCGAGGACUGCCUGUAUCUCAACCUCUACGUGCCCACUGAGGACGGUCCGCUCACAAAAAAACGUGACGAGGCGACGCUCAAUCCGCCAGACACAGAUAUCCGGGAUUCUGGGAAGAAACCUGUCAUGCUGUUUCUGCACGGAGGCUCCUACAUGGAGGGCACCGGGAAUAUGUUCGAUGGCUCAGUCCUGGCCGCCUAUGGCAAUGUCAUCGUAGCCACGCUCAACUACCGUCUUGGGGUGCUCGGUUUUCUCAGCACUGGGGAUCAGGCUGCAAAAGGCAACUAUGGGCUUCUGGACCAGAUCCAGGCCCUGCGUUGGCUUAGUGAAAAUAUUGCCCACUUUGGGGGUGAUCCGGAGCGCAUCACCAUCUUUGGGUCUGGAGCAGGGGCCUCCUGUGUCAACCUGCUGAUCCUCUCCCACCAUUCAGAAGGACUGUUCCAGAAGGCCAUUGCCCAGAGUGGUACCGCCAUCUCCAGCUGGUCUGUCAACUACCAGCCACUCAAGUACACGCGUCUGCUGGCAGCCAAGGUGGGCUGUGACCGGGAGGACAGCGCCGAAGCUGUGGAGUGUCUGCGCAGAAAGCCUUCUCGGGAGUUGGUGGACCAGGAUGUGCAGCCUGCCCGCUACCACAUUGCCUUUGGGCCCGUGGUGGACGGCGAUGUAGUCCCCGAUGACCCUGAGAUCCUCAUGCAGCAGGGAGAAUUCCUCAACUACGACAUGCUUAUCGGUGUCAAUCAGGGAGAGGGCCUCAAGUUUGUGGAGGACUCUGCAGAGAGUGAGGAUGGUGUGUCCGCCAGCGCCUUUGAUUUCACUGUCUCCAACUUUGUGGACAACUUGUAUGGCUACCCGGAAGGCAAGGAUGUGCUGCGGGAGACCAUCAAGUUCAUGUACACAGACUGGGCUGACCGGGACAAUGGCGAGAUGCGACGAAAAACCCUGCUGGCUCUCUUUACUGACCACCAGUGGGUGGCCCCAGCUGUGGCCACUGCUAAGCUGCACGCUGAUUACCAGUCCCCUGUCUACUUUUACACCUUCUACCAUCAUUGCCAGGCUGAGGGCCGGCCAGAGUGGGCAGAUGCAGCCCAUGGAGAUGAGCUGCCCUAUGUCUUUGGUGUGCCCAUGGUGGGUGCCACUGACCUCUUCCCCUGCAACUUCUCCAAGAAUGACGUCAUGCUCAGCGCAGUUGUUAUGACCUACUGGACCAACUUCGCCAAGACUGGUGACCCCAACCAGCCAGUGCCACAGGACACCAAGUUCAUCCACACCAAACCCAACCGCUUUGAGGAGGUGGUGUGGAGCAAGUUCAACAGCAAAGAGAAGCAGUACCUACACAUUGGUUUGAAGCCACGAGUGCGUGACAACUACCGCGCCAACAAGGUGGCCUUCUGGCUGGAGCUUGUGCCCCACCUGCACAAUCUGCACACCGAGCUCUUCACCACCACCACUCGCUUGCCUCCCUAUGCCACACGCUGGCCUCCCCGCCCACCUCCUGGAGCCCCUGGCACACGCCGGCCCCCACCACCUGCAACCUUGCCUCCCGAGCCUGAGCCUGAGCCAGGCCCAAGGGCCUAUGACCGCUUCCCUGGAGACUCACGAGACUACUCCACAGAGCUAAGCGUCACUGUGGCCGUGGGCGCCUCCCUUCUCUUCCUCAACAUCCUGGCCUUUGCCGCUCUCUACUACAAGCGGGACCGGCGGCAGGAACUGCGAUGCAGGCGGCUUAGUCCACCUGGAGGCUCAGGCUCUGGUGUGCCUGGUGGGGGUCCCCUGCUCCCCACUGCUGGCCGGGAGCUGCCCCCAGAGGAGGAGCUGGUGUCACUGCAGCUGAAGCAGGGUGGUGGCGUUGGGGCGGACCCUGCUGAGGCCCUGCGCCCUGCCUGUCCACCCGACUACACCCUGGCCCUGCGCCGGGCACCGGACGAUGUGCCUCUCUUGGCCCCCAGGGCCCUAACCCUGCUGCCCAGUGGCCUGGGGCCACCACCACCCCCGCCACCCCCUUCCCUCCAUCCCUUUGGGCCCUUUCCCCCACCGCCCUCCACCGCUACCAGCCACAACAACACGCUACCCCAUCCUCACUCCACCACCCGGGUAUAGGGGGCGGCAUGGGGAGGCCACCCUCCCCACCCCUCCCCAGCCUGGGCCACUCCAAGGCAGGGAGUAGGACUUGGCAACAGGCUUUUCUCCUGUGGAGUUGUCACACAUCAUCGAACAGUGUUAAGGUGGACAUGGGAUUCCCCACUGAGAUGCGUGUUUUUCCCAUGCAAAGAGGCCCAUUCUCUUCUCUGGACCUGGGCCUUUGAACAUUGGGGGGUGUUUUUUGCCCUCCACUGGGACACCAGUCUUCAGUGUGUGGAAAUGUGGAAGUCUUUUCCCACAUGGAGGUGUGCUUUCUUCAUGAGGGGGUAUUUUCCCAUGUGCAGGGUGAGGUUUUUUUUGCCGCCCUGGACACAUGUUGGCCCCCUCAAAGAAUUUCUGCGGGGAUUUGUACCCCAGAAUCCUGUUUCCUCAUGCCUUCUCCCACCUCCUCCCCCCUCCCACCCCCUGGAGACCCUGGAAGUGAUGUGUUCUCAUACAGUGACUCUUGGCCACCAGACAACACAGGGUGGUGCCUGGGGAGCAGCAAGGAAAACACAGGCCCCCCCUGCCUCCUCUCCCCCCUCCACCCCAGCAAAGCAUGUUUCUCCCCCAUGGCACAAGUCAGAUGAAGCACGUUCUCCCAGGAAGGCCCUCACCUUCCAUACAGACAGACACGGAUUUCCUGCCAGGGGGAAGGGAGAUCCGUGCAUCCCGGUGCUGCCUGGAAACUAAUUCUCCCAUGGUCCAGGAUACAUUUCUCUGAGUGGAAACAUGUUCUUGCAUGUGGAUGUGUGUUUUCCCAGGCAGAGGGUCCCUCUCUCCCCAGCACUUCCCUGCAUCCCCCCCAGCCUCAGGCCCAGCACUCCUCACAUGGCAGGUGGGAACAGACUUCAGAUUAACCUAAGCUGAGGGGGAUGUACAAACCCUGAGGAAAGGCUGGGGACCUCCCUCUCCCAGAGAUGCUGAGUUGGUAGACAGGGAAUGUGGCGUAUGCCACCCACAGAGGCCAUGCAUGUUUGACCAAAGCCCUCCUGGGGCCUGAGGACAGCCUUUCCUUCAGUCCUCAGAUCAUUGCUCAUCUGUGCCAAACUGGGUAGGUGGGAUGGAGGAGGAGAGAAAGACUCAAAAUGUGUCAAGGAUUUCACAGUCCCAGGCUAGAGAAGACGACGGGAGCAGGUAGGAUACAGGGUAGGGGGAUGUGGCAGCUAAGGAGCCCCCCUGUUGUCACUCUGAUUCCUGUGUCACCCCUCCCUCUCUGUCCCAGAUCUCCAUUCUCCAGCUCCUUCUCCCAGUUUGAAGCUGUCCCCAUCUCAGGGUCAGACCAAUCUUUUCCCCUACCCUUCUUUUACCCCUCCCCCUUGCUGCCAGGGCCAAAGGAAAAGAGCAAUGUGUGUGUGUUUGGGGGGGGGGGUGGGUAACAGGGAAAAAGGUUUCAUGGACAGCUUGGGGAAUGAGGUCAGUUGCACUGAGGAACAGAUGGAGGGGGCCAUGGGGGACAGGGCUUGUUCAAACACCAGCAGGAAGAAUUUGAAAGGAAAUGUGUGAGGCUACUGCCCAGAGGUCCUUGGGUUUGUGCCUCUGAGGAAAAGAACCAUGUAGGAAAGGGUUUUAAGGGCUGGAUACAAUGGCACACACCUGUAUUCUGAGCAACUGAGGAGGCUGAGGCAGGAGGAUUGCAAGUUUGAGACCAGCCUUAAGAACUUAGCAAGGCCCUAAGCAACUUGGUGAGACCCUGUCUCAAAAUUUAAAAUAAAAACAAAUGUUGCUUAGUGGUAAGCACCCCUGAGUUCAAUCCCUGCUUCAAGAAAAGAAAGGGUUUUAUGGAACAACAAUAGAGGAGGGUGAAUCCUCAGCCUGCUGUAUGGCUUUCUGUGGGAUGCUACUGCCAAACUUGAGUAAGGGUGGGAUGCCAUCUUCUACUGGCACCCAGGUCCAGGAUCCCUGGUUGUGAGUCCCAGAACAUUGCCUCUUCACUGUCCCUUCUCCUACCUCCACCCAUGGAAACGUAGUUCUUUUCUGGCCCUUUCCCCUGCCUGGUCUAGCUCCUCUUGGAACAGCCAUGCCCUCCAAAUGCUAGCGACCUGGGCCCUGAGCCCCGUAGGCAGAUGCCCCCAGAACCAGGGCAUGGGAGGGGGGCUGGGGGACUCCAUGAUUCAGCCACGGACUCCAAUGCCCAGCCCCUCUCUCCAGAACAAUCCCUGACAGUCCCAUGUCCCCACCCCAACCCUUUGCGGCUCUGUACACAUUUUUAAACCUGGCAAAAGAUGAAGAGAAUAUUGUAAAUAUAAAAGUUUAACUGUU
Molecule: messenger RNA, 5303 nt
Organism: Marmota monax (woodchuck)
Lineage: Eukaryota; Metazoa; Chordata; Mammalia; Rodentia; Sciuridae
Gene: Nlgn2
Product: neuroligin 2
Exons: 8
Coding region: 864-3020 (718 amino acids)
Biological process (GO): chemical synaptic transmission; neuron cell-cell adhesion; presynaptic membrane assembly
Cellular component (GO): synapse; postsynaptic specialization membrane; cell surface
Molecular function (GO): neurexin family protein binding; signaling receptor activity
Source: RefSeq, a predicted model, not a curated record